Molecule: messenger RNA, 2264 nt
Organism: Papilio xuthus (Asian swallowtail)
Lineage: Eukaryota; Metazoa; Arthropoda; Insecta; Lepidoptera; Papilionidae
Gene: MOF
Product: MOF protein
Exons: 1
Coding region: 80-1408 (442 amino acids)
Biological process (GO): regulation of DNA-templated transcription
Cellular component (GO): MSL complex; NuA4 histone acetyltransferase complex; NSL complex
Molecular function (GO): histone H4K16 acetyltransferase activity
Source: RefSeq, a predicted model, not a curated record
AUUAUUUAUAAUGGCAUGGCUACUUUAAUGAACCAUGUUGCGCGGUAUUGCGUGAUACAUUUAAUGUGUGUGUUUUAACAUGGCAAAAGGUGAUAAGGAAUUUGAGAAACCUAUAGUGAAAGAUGAAUUACCAAAUCCAGAAUGUAGGAACACCGAUACCGAGGAAUCAGAAUCGGUACAGGAACAACAGCCUUUGGAUAUCGGAGAGCAUUAUUUAGUGCGGCGUUCCGAUGAGUCAUGGCACCCGGCGGAGAUAAUACAAACGCGGUACAAUGCCGGCGAGUCCUGUUUCGAGUAUUAUGUCCACUAUGUGGGUUACGAUCGGCGCCUCGACGAAUGGGUUUCCCGCCACAGGGUUAUGUCCGACAGGUUUGACGUAUGCGAACAAUCUAAUAAUAUAAAUUCAGACCAUCUUUUGACCGACAAAUCGGGUCGUAAAAUAACGCGCAAUCAAAAACGUAAACAUGACGAAAUCAAUCACAUACAAAAAACGUAUGAGGAGAUGGACCCGACGACCGCGGCUUUGGAAAAGGAACAUGAAGCGAUCACGAAAGUCAAAUAUAUAGAUCGCAUUCAAAUAGGUAAAUACGAAAUAGACACUUGGUACUUUAGUCCGUACCCCGACGAGUAUGGCAAACAAUCGAAACUAUGGAUAUGUGAAUUUUGUCUUACAUACAUGAAGAUGGAAAAAACGUUCAGGUACCAUUUGGGUCAAUGUCCAGCUAAACAACCACAAGGCAGUGAAAUAUAUAGGAAAGGUACAAUAGCCAUUUUCGAAGCUGAUGGCAAGGAACAUAAAACUUACUGUCAAAAUCUGUGUUUACUAGCAAAAUUGUUUUUAGAUCACAAAACAUUAUAUUUUGAUAUAGAACAAUUUUUAUUUUACAUACUUUGUGAAGUAGAUAAAUACGGAGCCCACCUAGUUGGAUAUUUUUCAAAGGAAAAAGAUUCACCGGAGGGUAAUAAUGUAGCUUGCAUACUUACGCUACCACCAUACCAAAGACAAGGUUAUGGGAAGUUUCUAAUUGCAUUCAGCUAUGAGCUGUCGAGGUUAGAACAAGUGGUGGGUAGUCCUGAAAAACCAUUAUCAGACUUGGGGAAGCUUAGCUACAGGUCAUACUGGUCAUAUGUUUUACUGGAAGUGUUAAGUGUCAGUAGAGGUACAUUGAGUAUAAAAGAUCUAAGUCAAAUGACUGGAAUAUCCCAAACUGAUAUAAUAACCACCUUACAGUGUAUGAAUAUGGUGAAGUAUUGGAAAGGACAGCAUGUAAUUUGUGUUACACCAAAGAUAGUGGCGGAACAGUUAGCAAGUCCCCAUUUUAAGAAGCCUCGGCUGUGUGUAGAUAGGUCUGCAUUGCGCUGGUCUCCACCCAACAAACAAGGCAACUCGGCAAAAGCUAAAAAGUAGUACAGGCUCACAGGCAGGGCUUAGAGAAUGUUUGUAAUUUUAUUUGUGAAUGACUUUCUCUAGGCACAAGCCUGUUCAUUUAUAAAAUAUUGUUUUAAAUAUCUGUAUAUUGCUUUUAAACACAGUAAUUAGAGUGAAGUAUUAUAAAUGUUUGUUGACAAAUAAUUUGUUACAAAUAACAGAACUCAGUGCAUUUGUUAUAAAGAUAAUAGUUUUAACCCCAGUAAUAGAUCAAUUUCAAGUAGUGUUUAAGCCGCAAAAUGGCAUAAUUAACAAGUUUAUAUUUCAUUAAAAUGUUUCAUCAUGAAAAAAGAAUUUUCAGAUAGCUUAAGACAUAAAUGUUUCAACACUUUUGAUGAUAAUUAAUUCAUUUUGUUACACACAUCAUUGCAUCUAAUGGAAAGUUAAAUUUCUUAAAAGAAGUUAUUCUUUUUAGUAAACUGUUUAACAUAUAGUCAAACCAGGAUAAGCAAGAAUCUAAGAGACAGCUAUAUAUUUCUCGCUUAUAACUUCUCUCCAACCCAAUAUACCUUAUGUAGGUGGUCUAAUGAAGAAUAAUGCCUCGCUUAUCCUGGUUUGACUGCAAUUAUGUCUAGGUUUUUAAUAUAUUUUUGAUUUGUACUUCUGGGAAAUUCCACUUAAAUGUGGCUGUAAGAUCUGUGUACAUGUUUAGUUCCUUUUUAUACCGGUAUAGUGAUACUAAUUUUAAGUUUUAACUUAGCUUAAGUUCAAUUAAUUAUAUAUGUAAAUUUCUCUUAGUAUAUAAGUAUAGUUGUUGCGUAAUUUAUUAUUAAUCUGUCAUAGAUCAACUUAUUGUGGGUUUCUGAGACUGAAAUCUAUGUUUAAAAGAUUGUUU